GUCCUAUUGUUGGAUCUAUUUUCAGAAAAGUUUUGGAAGCAAUUUCUGUUUCAAUGUUUGUAGAAUGUCCUCAGAAAAUCCAGAGUCUACGGAUCUAGAUUUAAACAGCUUACAACAGGAAGUACCAACUUUAGAAAAUAAGAUAGAAUCGACUUCUGUCCAAAGUGAAGCUCAGGGAAGUGCUGGAGAUAUUGGAGCAAAAGAUACCGAGGAAUCUGUUAAAAGUGACCCAGUAAAGACAACUGGCACUGCACACGAACCAUCAGAAACUGCUGAAAAGGGCGGAGAAGAGGUCCAAACUGAACCUGUCAAGGGAGACGUAGAGUCAUCUGAAAAGCCAGCAGAAGAAGGAGAUAAGAAGGGUGAAUCUGGGAAAUCAGCAGAGAAGAAGGUUUCCAAGGUUGAAAUCCGUCUGCAAGCUACAGGAGAUGCACCGAUUAUGAAAAAGCGGAAUUAUAUGGUUGAAGAGAGUAAGAAGAUUUCUGAGAUAAUCAGCUUCGUCAGAAAAUAUCUGAAACUUGAAACUAGUGAGAACCUGUUCCUGUAUGUAAACCAGGCUUUUGCACCCAGCCCAGACCAGACAAUUUUGAACCUGAACGAGUGUUUUGGAAGCGACGGUAAACUAGUUCUAUACUACUCCAGAAACCAAGCCUGGGGGUAAUAAAGACGACCCUCGAAACCGACAUUCCACACCCGUAUUGUGAUUCUUCAACUGCUUACAGACUAGAAAAG
Eurytemora carolleeae is the source of this 732-nucleotide messenger RNA. RefSeq names its product autophagy protein 12-like (gene Atg12). Lineage: Eukaryota; Metazoa; Arthropoda; Copepoda; Calanoida; Temoridae. Gene Ontology annotation, cellular component: Atg12-Atg5-Atg16 complex; phagophore assembly site membrane; cytoplasm. The record is from RefSeq and is a predicted model, not a curated record. The transcript is spliced from 6 exons. Gene Ontology annotation, biological process: autophagy of mitochondrion; autophagosome assembly; C-terminal protein lipidation. Bases 65 to 661 code for a protein of 198 amino acids.